GUACUCCUCUGUAGUCUUCUGUUCAGAAAGGGAAAGAGAAUAAAUCAUUCCUCUGGACAUUGGUUCACUAGGGAGAAGAUCUAUGGCACAGUCUUGUGGUCUAUGACAGGAGUGCCCAAACUCAGUCCUGGAGGGACGAUCUCCUGUAGAUUUUAGCUCCAAGUUGCUUUAACACUCCUGCCAGAAAUCUUCUAUUACACCUAGUAAGAGCUUGAUUAGCUGGUUCAGGUGUGACUAAUUGGGGUUGGAGCUAAACUCUGCAGGGCACCGGCCUUCUAGGACUGAGUUUGGGCACCCUUAGUCUAUGAGGUGGUUGUCUGAAGGCUUGUUUUGGGCAGAAAACAGCACCAAAGUGGGAUUGGUCCUUUGGGAUGUCGAUGAAGCGAUUCUUUAAAGGACUUUCAAUAGAUGUGGAAUGAACUGGAAUCACAACAGGAGAUGAGAUGGGUCUUGGAAGAUCAGGGAAACAGUUCUUGCUCCACUUCAUAUUUGGCCAGAUGACCAUAUGAUGGAAGGAUCAUGGGAACCAUGUCCUGGAAGCCCAAGCACUAUUCCAGCAGUGGAUUCCUCCAGAACCAGUCAAUGUACAUUCUCCACAUGAACUUGAGCAAAACAGAGUCGUCCUUGUCUUCGGUGGACGUCCAGUUAUUGACUGAAUUGUGUACAUGGUUUGACUGAAUCUCUUUUGAGUUGCAGUUGUUGACAUACAGAUGCAGAGAUGAGGUUGUCUGCUGACCCAGAACUUAAAAAGGCAUCCACUGGAACACAAUGAAGAGCAGUAGUGAGUUGCACAACAGUGGUUUCUGUAUGUACACUGGGAUCUACAAAGGAGAUGAGGUAACUACACUCACCACAGGUCAUGGAGGACAGAGGAGACAUGUACAAAUAACGUGGAUAAUAACAAAUCAAUAAGUAACUAUAAGAAACUGUCCUCAACUCAACCUGAAUUCUUCCUGAGACUACAUUUUCCCACUACACCAAAGACAAAUCAUGAUCUACUUCAGCACUGACAAGUGAGAUAAUCCUGGUCCUGGUGUUUGUGUUGUGGUUGCAGGUGAAGACGUUCACAAGAGUAAAAACAAGAAAGCCAGGAUAACAGAAACAGUGUGGCUUUACCGACUUUAAUCAGCACGUCCAGGCUUAGUCCAUUGCACAUUUGCUGAUCCAGGAUGUAGAUAACCAGGAUAAGAGACUUAAUGGUUGUGAGGUGGACCCAUGGAGGAGGUAGGGUAGUUGGCUCCAGAGAAGCAGGUGAUGGAAGAGCCCAAGGUGGAGACGGGGAGCUGAAGAUCUUGGGUGACGUGGUUGACCGGUAGAAGUGAGAUGUGUUGUCGAGUUGGCAGGGCUGUAGGCCUGAUUGGAGCCAGCAUAAGUGGAGGCUGGGUUGGUGCAGACAGGGCAAGAACUUUUUGCGCUGAUGGAUAAUUGUGUAAUAGAUGGCUGUGUUAUAUAUCAGGUUGUAUAUCAGGGGUACUUAACUCUGUUCAUGGAGAUCUACCUUCUUGCAGACUUCAGAUCCAACCCAUAUCAAACACAACUAAAUCAACUAGGAUCUAAAGGAGCACUCAGUAAUUAAACACCAGUGUGUUCGAUUACGGAUGCAGUUGAACUCUGCAGGAAGGUAGAUCUCCAGGAACAAGGUUGGGCACCCCUGUUGUAUAUGAUUACAUGAGACACCUGCAGUAUACCACUGUUUUGUCAUUGCAAGUGUCUAAAUAAAUGUAAAAAAAAAAGUGACAGCGCCAACUAAUGGUCAGGCAUGCAGUUUUUUUUGGAUCUCUGUCAUCGGCAUAAUUUGAAUAACGCUGUUGUCUGUCGUGAAACUUCAAAAUGGUUAUUUGAAUGAACUUCGGGUUGAAUGCCUAAAGUAAGGGCUGUUUUUGAGACACCAGGGUGCAUAAAUUGAGUGAUUUUUUUAUUUAUAAGAAUGGGGAAGUUGUUGUGAAUGUCUCCUUGGUUAGUUUUAUGAUUACAAAACACAAAAAAUCAGCAUCAAAUGCAGAUAUUUAUUAAUUACUGUGACUUCAGCAUGUGGAAAAACUACACUGACAUUAAGAUUUGUUCACGACAGACUCUGAAGACAAUUGAGUUGAAAAGGAAUACAAUUUAUUCAUGUUUUAUCCUGUGUAUCUGCGUAAUUUGCAUUGUGUUCUGAUGUUCCGGUGUUGCUCUAUUUCACAACCUAAAGACGACCAUACACGGCUCUAACCACUGAAACACUUAGCAGGAAGAGACUCAUUCUUUCACUUCUUCCUGUCAAACUGACUUUCUUCUGGAUUUUUGGUUACAAUUUAAACUGGAAUCAUUGAUCAGUGAAGAACAAAGAGAAAAAAAAGGAAUUAAAAAACAAAUAGUUUUUUAAAAGGCAGCAGAUCUGUAUGAUUUUUUUUUUCUUCGGUUUUUUUAAACAUUCAAAAAGUGAAAGUAAAGUUGAUAUUGCUAGAUCUCAAACAGAGGAAAUGGCUUCGUCAGCUGAAUAUGAUUAUAUUUGUCCUGUGUGUCAUGAAAUCUUCAAUGCUCCAGUUCUUCUGUCGUGUGGUCACAGUUUCUGUAAAGAGUGCCUUCAACAGUUUUGGAGAAGCAAGAAUACUCAGGAGUGUCCCGUCUGCAGGAGAAGCUCCUUAAUGACUGAUCCUCCAGUUAAUCUGGCUUUAAAAAACUUGUGCGAGUCGUUCCUGAAGGAGAGAAAUGAGAGACGCUCAUCAGGAUCUGAGGAGAUCUGCAGUUUACACAGUGAGAAACUCAAACUCUUCUGUCUGGAGGACAAACAGCCUGUGUGUUUAGUGUGCAGAGAUUCAAAACAACACGACAAUCAUAAAUUCAGACCAGUCAGUGAGGUGGUUUCAUCAUAUAAGGAGGAGCUUAAUACAGCACUGAAGUCCUUACGAUGGAAACGUACAUGUAAUGAAGAAAUGAAUGGAGAAUUUAAGAAAACGUCUCAACACAUCAAGGCUCAAGCUGAGCACACAGAGCUUCAGAUUAAACAGCAGUUUGAGAAGCUUCAUCAGUUUCUCCGAGAUGAAGAAGAAGCUACAAUCACUGCACUGAGGGAGGAAAAGGAGCAGAAGAAGCAGGUGAUGAAGAAGAAGCUGGAGGAGAUGAACAGACACAUCUCAGCUCUUUCACACAUAAUCAAGGACACGGAGGAGAUGCUGAAAGCCAAUGACGUCUGCUUUCUGAAGGAGUUUUCAGUCUCAAUGAAAAGAGUCCAGAUCUCUCAGCCGGAUCCACAGAUGCCUUCUGGAGCUUUGAUUCAUGUGCCACGCUACUUGGGCAACCUGCCGUUCAGAGUCUGGAAGAAGAUGCAGGACAUUGUCCAGUACACUCCUGUCAUUCUGGAUCCAAACACUGCAAACGAAUAUCUCGAGCUGUCUGAUGAGCUGACCAGCGUGACAUACAGAGGAAACAAACAACCAGUUCCUGAUAAUCCAGAGAGAUUUGACUGUUAUCGUUGUGUUUUGGGUUCAGAGGGAUUUAACUCUGGAAAACACUGCUGGGACGUGGAGGUUAAAGGGAGUGACUGCUGGAGACUUGGAGUAACAACAGCAUUAAACCAGAGAAAGGGACAGGGUUUCUUUAACUCUGAUGUCUGGAGUGUAAAGUAUGGAUGGUCUGGAGGGCCUGGCUUUUGUGUUGAUCAGGCUCUUGAUCGAGUGCGAGUUGAUCUGGAUUAUGACAGAGGAACAGUGUCUUUCUCUGAUGCUGUAAAUAAUGAACAUCUACACACUUUCACAACCACCUUCACUCACACUCUCUACCCUUUCUUCAGUAAUUAUAGUCUUGUUUUCCCUCUAAAGAUUUUACCGUCCAGUAUUCAGUACUCAUUACAGCUGUAGUUCAGGAUCUUUCCUGCUUUCGUCAUCUCUCUAUAUUUUACCACAAAAGUAAAAGUCUAAAUAUCAGCACACACAGUACACACACAUCUAUACAAUUUUUAUUGAUAGAUACAUUUUUUCCCAGUUGCACCAAAUUAAUCAAAAUUAAGAAAGAUUUUAAACAA
Danio aesculapii is the source of this 4000-nucleotide messenger RNA. Its product is annotated as E3 ubiquitin-protein ligase TRIM35-like. The transcript has 7 exons. The coding region runs from base 2379 to 3836 and encodes 485 amino acids. The record is from RefSeq and is a predicted model, not a curated record. NCBI's taxonomy places the organism in Eukaryota, Metazoa, Chordata, Actinopteri, Cypriniformes, Danionidae. Gene Ontology annotation, molecular function: protein binding; zinc ion binding.